Dryobates pubescens (Downy woodpecker) is the source of this 1491-nucleotide messenger RNA. RefSeq names its product glycerol-3-phosphate dehydrogenase 1-like protein. Gene Ontology annotation, cellular component: glycerol-3-phosphate dehydrogenase (FAD) complex; cytosol. Gene Ontology annotation, molecular function: NAD binding; protein homodimerization activity; glycerol-3-phosphate dehydrogenase [NAD(P)+] activity. Bases 62 to 1111 code for a protein of 349 amino acids. Gene Ontology annotation, biological process: glycerol-3-phosphate catabolic process; carbohydrate metabolic process. NCBI's taxonomy places the organism in Eukaryota, Metazoa, Chordata, Aves, Piciformes, Picidae. The record is from RefSeq and is a predicted model, not a curated record. The transcript is spliced from 8 exons.
GCCGAGCUCAGCCGAGCCGAGCCGGCAGAGCUCCGGGCGGGAAGGCGGCGCAGCCCGCACCAUGUCGCCGCUCCGCGUCUGCAUCGUCGGCUCUGGGAACUGGGGAUCGGCCAUAGCAAGAAUCAUUGGCCAAAAUGUUCAGAAGUCCAACAGAUUUGAUCCUACUGUCAGGAUGUGGGUAUUUGAAGAGACCAUCAAUGGAAGAAAACUCUCAGAGAUAAUCAACCAAGAACAUGAAAAUGUUAAAUAUCUGCCUGGAUACAAGCUACCCAAAAAUGUGGUGGCUGUACCAGACAUAGUGGAAGCAACAAACGGGGCAGACAUUUUAGUGUUUGUCCUGCCACAUCAAUUCAUUGGACGGAUUUGUGAGCAGAUUGCCAGCCAGAUGAAACCCGGGACGUUUGGGAUUUCACUGAUCAAGGGCAUCGAUGAGGGUCCUGAUGGCCUGAAGCUCAUAUCUGACCUCAUUCGAGAGAAACUGAAAAUAGACAUCAGCGUGCUGAUGGGAGCCAACAUAGCCAAAGAAGUGGCUGAUGAGCAGUUCUGUGAAACCACCAUUGGCUGCAAAAACGAAAAGCAAGGGGAAAUCUUCAAAGAAUUACUGCAGACCCCCAAUUUCAGGAUUACUGUGGUGCUUGACUCUGAUACGGUGGAGCUUUGCGGAGCCUUAAAAAACAUCGUGGCAGUGGGAGCCGGGUUCUGCGAUGGGCUGGAUUUCGGUGAUAACACAAAGGCAGCAGUGAUUCGCUUGGGCCUCAUGGAAAUGGUGGCCUUUGCCAGGAUGUUCUGCAGGGGACAGGUAUCAACAGCCACUUUUCUGGAGAGCUGUGGUGUCGCUGACCUAAUCACUACCUGCUACGGGGGACGCAACAGAAAAGUAGCGGAAGCCUUUGCUCGCACGGGGAAAUCCCUUGAGGAACUGGAAAACGAGAUGCUGAAUGGACAAAAACUGCAAGGCCCUCUGACCUCGGCCGAAGUCUACAAGAUUCUGAAACAGAAAAACAUGCUCAAUAAGUUUCCAUUAUUUACAACCAUCUACAGGAUCUGCUAUGAGGGUCUAUCGGUCCAGGAUUUCAUCGCGUGCCUGCGGAACCACCCAGAGCACAUGUAGAGAGCCCCUCUCCUCCAUCUGGUUGCAUUCUCAUCUUCUCAGGACUUGUGUCCACUCCCCAGCAAAUAAAAACAGAAAAAGAGGUUGUGUGACAACGUUUGCUGUAAACACAGCAACGAAUGUAUUUCAGUAUCUGCCUUUAAUCUCAACCUUAUACCCAAGGAGCAGGAAAUGAAUGUAAAAAUGUAACAGCAUUUGAAUUAGUAACUGGGCAUUUCCCUAGAGUUACUUUCUUGCUGAUUGAAAACAGUUCCCUUUCUCCAUUCCAUAAUGAGCUCCAUCUAGCUCAUGUGAAGCUCAACACUUAUGAUUCUGUGAUUUUUGCCUACUGGUCUUAGGGAACAUGAUGCAGAGGAACUCAUCCAAACAGAAGAGUCCAA